AUGGCGAGCUAUCUGCAAAAACCUCCAAAUUAUGUCUUAGCAUGCAUAUUAUGCUCUGCAAAUGGCCUUCUAUUCGGCAUGGACACGGGUGUUAUAGGCCCUGUGACCGAUAUGAAAGACUUCAAAGCUGUUUUCGGUGGAAGUCAGAACUCGACUAUCCAUGGAUUGAUCGUCUCUAGUAUAUUAAUCCCCGCUGCUCUAUCUUCGCUUUUUGCGGGACAUCUAGCCGAUCGUCUCGGCCGUGCCAUGGGGAUUAGUAUCGGGUGUUUCAUCUUUGCCGUUGGGGCAGCUAUAGAAGCGGCCGCAAUCUCGCUCGGAAUGUUUAUCGCGGGUCGUGUCAUCGAGGGACUAGGAGAGGGUCUGUUUCUGGGGAAUUUGGUUGUUUACAUUUGCGAGAUCUCGCCUACUAAACACCGCGGUCCUUUGACGACUGGUCCGCAGCUGGUUAUCACGGCCGGCCUUUUUUUGGGAUACUUUACUUGUUAUGGAUCCUCGAAGCAUAUCCACUCGUCCCUUUCUUGGCGUACACCUUUUAUUCUCCUCUCGUCUCUUGCGAUGAUCCUGUCUGCUGCGUCUCUGCUUCUUCUCCCCCCGUCGCCUCGAUGGUUGGCGAUGAAGGGUCGGUAUGCAGAAGCGAAUGCCACGUGGAAUAAGCUGGGGGUGGAUUAUACCGAGCACGAAAAGGUCGAUGUGCAACAAGAUGCACUCUCGAAACAGAGCAGUAUGGAGAAGAUGCUCGAUAUUUUCUCUAAGGAUGUUCGAUCCCGCACAAUCCUGGCGGUUUUCAUGAUGGCCGCGCAGCAACUGGGCGGGAUCGAUGGUGUGCUUUACUACGCGCCACUAUUAUUCCAGCAGGCUGGUCUCACAUCUUCCGAUGCAAGCUUCUUCGCCUCGGGUAUAUCCGCUCUAGUGAUUUUCGUUGCAACAAUUCCUGGAUUACUGUACGCCGAUAAAUGGGGCCGAAAAACAAGUAUCGUCUACGGUGGAAUCGGACUUGCAGUCACAAUGUUCGUCAUUGGAUCUCUCUAUGCGGGAGGCGCGGUCCACACCACUACUGGCGCUGGUCGCUGGGUCGUUAUUGUCUUCAUAUAUUUGUUUGCAGUGAUAUUCUCCAUGACCUGGGCAGUCAGCGUGAAGGUCUUCGCGGCGGAGGUGAAUCCGCAGCGAUGCCGUGCGGCAACGGCUACUCUGGCUCAUAGCUCUAACUGGUUGGCUAACUUUGUUGUUGCCCUGGUCACGCCGAUUUUGCUCUCAAAAAGUAGUUAUGGUGCCUACUUCUUGUUUGGGGGUUGUUCGCUUGUCACGGCGGGGGUUGCGUCUGUGUUCAUGCAUGAGACGAAGGGCCGUUCUUUGGAGGAGAUUGAGGAGACCUUUGGCAAAAUUUCGGCGAUAACUACCGUUUUUCAUAAACCAAAGUCAUCGGUUUGA
Penicillium odoratum is the source of this 1428-nucleotide messenger RNA. RefSeq names its product putative MFS sugar transporter. Gene Ontology annotation, biological process: transmembrane transport; carbohydrate transport. Lineage: Eukaryota; Fungi; Ascomycota; Eurotiomycetes; Eurotiales; Aspergillaceae. Gene Ontology annotation, molecular function: carbohydrate:proton symporter activity. Bases 1 to 1428 code for a protein of 475 amino acids. The record is from RefSeq and is a predicted model, not a curated record. Gene Ontology annotation, cellular component: membrane. The transcript is spliced from 3 exons.